GUUGGCACAACUGUUAAAACAAACCACUUUUUAUAUCAGUACAAAAUGAUAAGAGCAAACACGUUUUUGAAACAUUUAGACAUUAGAAAAUCAAGGAUGUCUCGAAUGUAUGUGAAGAAGCGCAUACUCAAAGUUUGUAUGGUGUUUUCCUUUCUGUGGUUUGUCUGGUUUUUUGUUUAUCGUGAUGGACUUGGAGACGUUGCUGACAAUAAUAACAUACCCAAAUUUCAAAUAGAAAUGGAACAAUCAAAUAAACUAGGCGUUAACAAAUUAGAAAACCACAAACAAUCCAAAAACUUAAAACAAGGUCCUUUACAGCCACAACCUUUGAAUUUAAACAUGGAUAAUAAAGCACGUGCUGCCGCAAACACUCUGCCUCAGCAACCAAGAGAGGAUGCCAAACAUGCUAACCCGAACCAAAACGCUGACGCGAAAGCAGAAGAAAUCGUUCCAGGUAUUGAAAACAUAGAAAAGGUAGAUGAGGAAAAACAGGAAGAAAUUCCGAAUGGGAAUGUCAAUAUAAAUGUUGGAGAGGAUAGGAAAGCUAUGAAUAAACCAAAGGAUAUACCCACCGGACCUGGUGAGUUAGGGGAAGGCGUUCACAUUGACGUCAAGUCACUGACACCUGAGGAAAAGGGAAGAUAUGAUAGAGGAUGGAAAGAAAACGCCUUUAACGAGUAUGUCAGUGAUAUGAUCUCGUUAGACAGAUCAAUAGAGGAUAGCCGAGAUCCCGAGUGUAAAACAAUGGUGUAUAGCGACAAUCUGCCAGACGCCAGUGUCAUUGUUACAUUUCACAACGAGGCUUGGUCCGUGUUGCUUAGGAGUGUACAUAGUAUUAUAAACCGAACCCCUCCGGAAUUAUUAAAGGAAGUUAUCCUAGUGGAUGAUUUCUCUGAUAGGCCACAUUUACAUGCCCCACUGGAGGAGUAUAUGAGUCGGUAUGAGAAGGUGAAGAUAGUGAGAGCAAGCAAAAGGGAGGGGCUUAUCAGAACGAGGCUGCUAGGAUAUGAUGUCGCCAACGGGACUGUGCUUGUUUUUCUUGAUUCUCACAUAGAGUGUGCAGAAGGUUGGAUACAGCCACUGCUAGAUCCCAUCGCACGUGACAAGACCACGUCAGUCACACCAGUAAUUGGUGUCAUUGAUUUCACAACAUUCCGCUUCAAAUUGGCGAAGGCUAAAGACGUACAAGUGGGUGGUUUUGAUUGGGCGCUGACGUUUAAUUGGCACGUCAUACCAGAGUCUGAAAGAGCACGUCGCAAUUUCAAAGACUACUUAGUAGCAAGGUCUCCCACCAUGGCAGGAGGGUUGUUCGCUAUCAGUCGGGAAUACUUCACACACCUAGGCACUUACGACGAGGGAAUGAAUAUUUGGGGAGCAGAAAAUCUGGAAAUUUCAUUUCGAAUUUGGAUGUGUGGAGGGACACUAGUUACUGCCCCUUGUUCACAUGUUGGUCACAUAUUCCGGAAACGUUCUCCGUAUACAUGGCCAGGAAAAAAUAUUCUGCUCCGAAAUAAUCUUCGUUUGGCCGAGGUGUGGCUCGACGACUUCAAAACAUACUACUACAGUCGGAUAUCCAAACAACAAAUGAACGAAACAAAUUAUGGAGACGUAUCAGAGAGAAAAGACUUACGUAAACGUCUCAACUGCAAAAGUUUUGCUUGGUUUCUGAAAAACGUUUUCCCAGAAAUGUACGUUCCAGGAAAUUCGCUAGCAUCCGGAGAGAUACGGAACAAAGCAAAACCAGUCUGUUUGGAUGGAUUGGACAAAAUUGAAGCUGACAAUCAUCUUAAAACGUAUCCUUGUCAUCAAUUGGGCGGAAAUCAGUUCUGGCUUUACAUGAAUGACAAUUCCUUUAGACGAGACGUUGUGUGUUUUGAUUAUCAUACACUUAAGAAAGAGAUACAACUUAUGUCGUGUCACGGAAUGCACGGAAACCAGGAAUGGGAGUAUAGAGAGGUGAGCACAUAG
Molecule: messenger RNA, 1968 nt
Organism: Mizuhopecten yessoensis (Yesso scallop)
Lineage: Eukaryota; Metazoa; Mollusca; Bivalvia; Pectinida; Pectinidae
Product: polypeptide N-acetylgalactosaminyltransferase 5-like
Exons: 11
Coding region: 46-1968 (640 amino acids)
Cellular component (GO): Golgi apparatus
Source: RefSeq, a predicted model, not a curated record